Molecule: messenger RNA, 6481 nt
Organism: Capsaspora owczarzaki ATCC 30864
Lineage: Eukaryota; Filasterea; Ministeriida; Capsasporidae
Exons: 7
Coding region: 53-6250 (2065 amino acids)
Biological process (GO): developmental pigmentation
Cellular component (GO): cytoplasm
Molecular function (GO): protein binding
Source: RefSeq, a predicted model, not a curated record
UUUUCAACAGCACACAACAUACACUGAUCGAGAGAGUGGCUUGAACGACACAAUGGCUUCACGGCUAACGCAGCAACAACAACCGCGGCCGGUCGGUGCGUACCAGCCAGUGCCGCAGCACCACCCGUCGCACCCGUCGCAGCAGCACCGUCUCCUCGUUGAAAGCGAGUCCAUGUCCUCGGUGCUCGAGCCGCUCGCCACCGCGCGUCGCAUCAAGUACACUUGCCUGGACGUCUCGCGAAGGUACUUGGCGUUCGGAGCCAACUCUGGCGGGUUGUACGUGUUUGACCGACUGUCAGGACGCACGACGAGCAACCUGGCAACUGCUGCAUCAGGACAGACCAUCACCGAGCUGGGCCCCACCGUCGUGGUACCGAGUGCUGCAGCAGCUGGAGCAGCGGCUGGAGCAGGAGGAGCAACAGGACAAGCGGGAAUGCACCGAUUUCUACUGCUGCUGGCUUCCAAGCACGGCGCACUGACAUGCAUCAAGUUCGCCCCGAAUGACAAUGUCAUUGCGAUGGGCACGGUCCAGGGCAUCGUCCUUGUGUGGCAGUUGAAUUUGCACCGCGCAAAGCUGAAGGAAAAGCAGAUUGUCGCCAUUACAGAACACCGCAACUCGAGCAUCACCGCGCUGGAAUGGGACGAUCGAGGGCAACGGCUCUUCUCGGGAGACGACACGGGCCGCGUCUUUUCGACCUCCUUCUCGCGUAGCAUUGCCAGCAUCUUCCGCACGUCGGACCUCAUGAUGCGAGGCGACUCGCGCAUCACCCAGCUCCAGUAUGGUCGCACUCCCGGCGUGCCCAUGCCGACAGGGCCUGGCAGCUCGUCCCAGCAACAGCCUGCAGCAGCCCCCAGCGUGGUGGCCCCGGGCAUCAUCAACCCGUAUUCCGGGCGACAACUGCUGAUCGCGUCCACGUUGACGCGCUGCACCAUCCUCGACACCUCCAACCGGCAGGCCAUCCAAGUGGGAAAGAAGCCCCGCGAUGGCACGUUCGGUGCGUGUGUCCACAUUCGAUCGUACGUCUCCUCUGCGGCCUCUGCUGCCGGUGGUGACGACGAUGACGCCCCAGCAGCCAACGCUGCCGCCGACGAUGCCGGUCCACCAACGCUGCUGCCCACCCCGGCACAACUGUACGUGUACGCAGCGCGGCCCGGAUCUCGCCUGUGGGAGGCGUCCGACAUGGGCGUGGUGCUGAGCACGCUGAGUUUCCGCAAAACGUUCGCCGGCAAGCACCGCCAGGUCCUCGAUCUCAAGAGCGCUGCCGCGAGCCCGGAUAGCGAGCCAGCUGUCGAUGCUCGCUCCAGCACGGGCGCCUCCCUUUCGACGUCGUUCAUCUCGCUUUCGAUGCUUGUCGAUCGCUUUGCGCUUGCCUGGAACGAGACGAUGCUCGCCGUCCUCGACCCCGUCUUUGUUGGCGUCAUUGAAGCUCAUGUCGGCGAGCUGACAGACAUUCGACAAGUCGUUGUUUAUGGUGAGGAUGUGUAUAUUCUCCACGACACUUGGGCGCCCAAGCAGACCAAUCCUCUGCUCGCCGCCGCUGCUGCGGCUGCCUCCAACGUCCCCACGGCUGGCUGUGUCAGCAAAUGGUCCUUUAUCACUGCCGCGUCGUGUAUUGUUCGGCUGUGCCAAAAGGAGCGGUGGCUGCAGGCGGCACUGCUGGCGUCAGACUACUUUAAGCGGCUGUCGGCGACCGAAUUUGCGGAUAUCGUGUCCGUUUCAACAAUGGAAUCCAUUCUGGCACAACUGCGUGCUCGCGAGCUGCGCCUUUCGGAUGGAGCCGGCGGCGAGGCUUCUGCAAACGCGGCAGCCUCAAUGUCAGCAGACGAGUCGGCCCAACUCCGGGCGCUUGUGGAGACGACUGCGCUCGAGCGUAUGCUGGAAGUUGCUGGUGACCACGAACCCACGGCCGUUGACAUUGCCGCGCAAAUGGAAGCGGAUAUGUUCUUUGAAGACGAUGCCGUGAGCAUGGGCUGGGAUCACGAUUCCGACACGACUUCUGUUGCCGGAGGUGACACGAUCAGUCUUUCGGGCUUUGAAGGCGCUGUGAGUGUGUUGCCUGCCGCUGCUUCGCAGCCGUCGUCUUCUGGGUUUGCAUUGACGGCUGCCAACUUGGCUGCCAUGGCUGCCGUUCCGUCCGAAAUUGCACCGUCUUCUGCUGCUGCUGUUGUUGCUGUUACUGUUGCUGCUACGCCUGUCCCAGCGACUGAAAAAGCGGCGGAAGCAGAUGAACCGGCGCCAGUUCCACAGCAAGCUGCACCAGUGACAGAACCUGAGCAGUCGAUGCCUGCUGCAGUGUCAGAACCGACUCGCAUCAUUGUCGAGACCGAGAUCAAACCACCGCAAGCGCAAGCGGACUCGGUUUCUGUCCCGCCCGCGGAACCACAAGCGCCAGCUGUCGACGAGAGCGUUCUUGCUGAAGCGUCGCAGGUGCCCGAGAUUCCGGCUGCUGAUGAGCAGGAUCAGGCACAGACCACAUCUGCUGUUGAGCAACCGAAUGAGCUUUCUGUCAUCGCUGUGGCCGAGUCCGAUCUCGAUACAACCAUCAUGGCUUCUGAUGAAGCUGCCGAUCUGGCUGAAAUCUCCGUGCAACCCGAUCAGCCACUUGAGGGGGAGGUGUCUACCUCAACGGAGCCUGCUGCACCAUUGCUUGAUUCAAUUCCUCCUCCAACAUCCGAGCUGGCCGUUGCCGCUGUUUCUGUCGAUGAAAUUCCCGCGUCUGUCGAAGCUCCGGAAGAGCAAUCAUCGUUGUUGCCUGCAGAAGUUGAAGUUGCAGCGUCAGUUGACAGCGCCACAACAACUGAGGAACCCUCCGACACGCAAAUCUCACUUGAUACCACCACCACCAGCACCACCUCAGUAGCAGAGGUAUCUGUUGAGACGCCCACGCUUCCUGCACUCACAGCGAUUGAAGCACCGGCUGCCACCAACCCUGCAGAACCGCUGGUUUUGGCGAACAACAACACGGAGCUGCUCGAGGCCUCAACUGCAAUUCCAGCAGUUGAGCCACCUCUUCCCUCCACCGAGCAAGUCCCACCUGUGGCCGAAGUGCAAGAGCAACUUUCGUCACAGGUUCCAGAUGCCUCAAGCUCGGCGUUGCCCGCGCAGAGCCAGGACUUUAGCGCGGUUGCUGUGGCGGCUGCGAGCGGUGAUGUGCCCUUAGCGGUUCCCAAAAAGAAGAAGAAGAAGGCCGCUGCUGUUGUGGAUGCACCUCCAUCGGCUGUCACCGUGCCUACUGCUUCCACUGGCUCUGCUGCUACCGCUGCUUCUGUUUCCACUGUGUCAGCUGCUUCUGCGUCCACUGCUGCCGCCGCUGUUCCCGGUUCCAGCGCGGCCAACAUUUUUGCCGAAGAGCCAGCGGCUGCAGUUGCAGUUCCUAAAAAGAAGAAAAAGAAAGUCGCCAGAAUCACCGAUAUUGAAACCCCUGCCUCUGCCGCCAGCACAACUCCUGUAGCAGCUAAACCCUCGGUUGCGCGCUCAACCUCUGUCGAGACUGGGCCGAAUGCUCGUGCUCCGCCGUCUGCGAUUCCUGCUCCAACAGCGGUUGCUCCGGUUCCAACUUCCGGGCUACCAACCACUGAACGAGCGCAGAUCGUUGCCACCGACGCUGCUUCUCUUCCAUCCGCCCCCGCGCUGCCUUCUCCGUUGGCGGCGGCUGUUGCUGACCCGUCGCCUGGCGUUGUUGUUACACCUGUCGCCGUCAGCGAGAGUCCAGCUCAUGUCUCCUCCGCGCCGCCUACGGCUGCUCCUUCGCCGCCAACCUCUGCGUCGCACGUUCCUGGAACCACGCCCGCUUCAGCGACCCAACCGAUCGCUUUGGCCACACCACCGGUAGCCGCUGCUUCUCCGGCAGUUGUGCCCGCCGCUCAAAAUGCAAGCCCGAUGCUUCUCGCGCCUGUCGGAGGGGCUCAAGGUGGUGCCCAGCAGUCUUCCGUCAAUCCAAUGAACAACGCCGCAACGGCCGUGACUGCAGCAAUGGCAAAGGCAGCGUCCUUCAUGGACAAGGCGCUUCGACCUGCUCGGCAAAGCUCCCAUCCCAGCAUCACUCACUCUACCUCUGGCUCAUCCUCCCCGAGCAUGACUUCCGCGCGUGACUCCUCGGCCCAGCCCACCGGUUUGAGCGGCACUGGGUUGACUUCAUCCGGGUCCUCGUCCGUAUCGUCGGUCGCACCGCCAUUCUCGGCUGCACCGUUCGAUGCAGAUAGUGAAACGCGUACUCAGGCAUUCCUCGAUAGAACCCGCGCGGCAAAGAAGGUGACACAAUCGUCUACGGUCGAUCUGUCCAUGAUGGUCACCGUCCUGCGCGCUUGGCUCUCGCACCUGGAUCAGUGGUUUGGUCAGACUGCCGCUGGCAUUGCGCAGGCUGCGUCCCUUGCCGACGCUGGCAACACCGACAACAGCACCACCACCACCACCCUCAACCCCACUUCGCUGAAACUGCCGCGUUCUUCGCUGGUUUUGAUCGGCGAAGUCAUGACCAGCUGUCUCAAGUGGUGCGUCGUGCCUGUUGUUGCUGCGGCAGAUGCCACCGCGCCGUCCUCGUUGGGCUGGAAUGACGCGUCUGCGCAGCAACUGCUGACCCGCUACUUUUACUUCCUGGACCGUCCCCGCGCCUUUGCCAUUUGCAACCAGCAACAGAGCCAAGCAAGCGUGCAGCUACUGCUGGAUCUUGAAGACCGCCACUCUGCGAUCGACAUGGAUAUUGAAGUGCAUCAUACGGAAAUCGAGCGAGGCAAUGUUGGUCGCGCGUUGGACUCGCUACUGAAAGAUAUUGACGGAAACCUGCUGGGUCUCGCGUUGCGGUAUUUGACGACGCUGUUUACCCGAGAUGGCGCCCGUGCUCUGGCGUAUAGCGUCGCCAGCUAUCCACGCAUCCAGCCUUGGAAUGUGGAGAAGAGCCUGCCGGCCGGUUCGAUCUGGCUCCCGCAGUAUUACACACAGCUCGUUCGAGCGGAGACAACCGUUCACUCGCAUCUCCCGCCUCGUGCCUUCUUUGCGAAUGACGGCGCCCUCAUCUUGCGGUGGCUUACCGCUGCGCUGGAAAUUACGCCCGUGCCCGACCAAGCGCGGCUGUUUGCUCCCAAGCCUCCUGGCUACCCCAUCGGUGACCUGGCUGCUGCUGCACUGGCAGACACCGAGCCCGUCCAAGGGCCCGACGGCAAAACCAUUGCUCUGCACGAUUGGCAGCGCGUUGCGACCGAGCUCCACACGGCUCUCGAACAGCUCCUUGAAGACAGCGGCGUGCCGAGCUGCUUGCCGCUUGCCCAGGCCCAUCGUGUCGAUUGGCAGCUGCACGGCACGAUUCGCCACAUCAUCUCCCACGUCCGCACCCCCGUCAACCAGUCUCGCCAUGCCCAGUUGUUUGAUCGUAACGCCGAGACGGACGAGCACGAUGACAUGGAGCAGACGGGCGUUCUCUAUGCCCUGCAGCCCAUUCGAGCUGUGCAAGUUUGCAUUCGCCACGGCUACUGGCUUGGAGCGAUCGAGCUGCUCGCGGCCACUGGCCAGUCGCACUUGGCCAUCGCACUUUCAACCGAGCUUGGCGAUAUUGAAUUGCUCCAGCGCAUUGCCCUGGCGACUGACGAUUGGGAAGCCGCGCUGGAUUGGAUUGCGUGGCGUGCAAUCAGCUCGCGCUCUGAAAGCUUGACUGCCCUUUCCUGCAAUGACGUCGUGCGGUCCAUGAUUCCACGCUUGGGAGCUCGAAACACGCUGGAACUGCUUGUGCAGCGUCCAAUGCUCUGCGAUCUUGUGUCGCACUCGUUGAUUGAGCAAUGUGUAUACGAUGCUGUCAUUUCCGCGAAACAAGAUUCAUUGCUGCAAGACACCCUCGAGGCCGUCGAUACCUACCUCUGGUCGUUGCAGCAGACUCCCCUCGCGCCGCAGCUGCGGCAGGUGGUGAUCGAAGAGCGCGCGUUCAAGGAGGCGAUGGCUGCCGGGGGAAAUGACAAGGCCGCCGCCGUGGCCCCGCCGUACUUGCAGCUUGGACGAACAACCAACCAGAUUGUGUUUGAUCACAAUGUUGCCUUGCCGCGUUUCCUUGAAGAGCCGCUCACUCACUGGGGUGUGUCGACGGCACUUAUCGGCACCAACUGCCCAUGCUGCAUGCUCGCCCUGUCGGAGAAAGUUGGCGCCCCGUCCAAAGUGAUCAUUUUCGAGUGUGGCCAUGGGUUCCACCACUCCUGCCUGCCCGAGGAUGCCUGCGCCAUGUGUCUAUCUCGGCGUGUCAAAUCUGUAGCCAUCAUUGCCGAGUAAUUUCCAGUCCGGCCAUCACCGCCAUACCUUUUUUCUUUUGAAUCGUGUCAGUUAAUGCCGCCGUUCUGAAAAAAAAAAUGCCAAAUCCUUAGUCUGAACACAACGGAUAUUUUUUUUGUUUUCAUCAAACACUCGCUGGCGUUGGUCGGGUUGAAAUUUUCUUCUUGCAUACAUUAAUUGUUGUACAUCGAUCUCGCUCAAAAGCAAAACAACAAAACAACAAAACCGCGC